This is a messenger RNA of Dicentrarchus labrax (European seabass), 4978 nucleotides long. RefSeq names its product T-box transcription factor 4 (gene tbx4). NCBI's taxonomy places the organism in Eukaryota, Metazoa, Chordata, Actinopteri, Moronidae. Bases 704 to 2344 code for a protein of 546 amino acids. Gene Ontology annotation, cellular component: nucleus. Gene Ontology annotation, biological process: angiogenesis; regulation of transcription by RNA polymerase II; positive regulation of DNA-templated transcription. The record is from RefSeq and is a predicted model, not a curated record. Gene Ontology annotation, molecular function: DNA-binding transcription factor activity, RNA polymerase II-specific; RNA polymerase II cis-regulatory region sequence-specific DNA binding. The transcript is spliced from 11 exons.
CACUAACUAUAAAAGUAUUUAAGAAGUCCAGAGAGCAGAGGAAGAGUGUUGUUGGCUCAUAUGUUCCCUCACAAACUUCUUCUCAGUCAGAACUCAGCUCUCCAUGUCUGACAGAGCGCUGCUGUUAGCUCUGCUAGCCAAACAGGUGACACUGUUAGCUAGCAGCGGCAGCGAGCUCCGUGCAGGUAGCCGACAGCAACCGUGAUGAAGAUGAUGAAGAUGAACAGCUCAUACAGACUGCAGUGGAGUCAUGUCGUUCAAACUGACAGCUGCUGGAUAUUAUAAACAUCAUUGCAGAUACUUGCAGAGGUGCUGCAUGGGUCUGACACAGUGAGGACUGACAUUCCCCCAGUGGAGAGGAGACUGAAGGAGCACAGAGGUCAGGCUAAGCUGAGAGCAAAGCGGGAGAAAACACCCCACUGAGUUCCCCCCUCAGAGCUCAGAGCGCGCACUGCACAGGCGCAGAACGCAGCUCGGUGCUGGAGAAGCUGAAGGGCACUAGGGCAGCCGAACCGACCGACGCACCGACACUUCUCCAGCGGACAGCCGCCGCUGCAGCCUCCGGAGUCCCGCUCCAGAACAGGCGCUUUUAAAGCCACGUGCAGCCGCCGUGGGAAGGGGAACACCCCGCUGUUUGCAGGCCGGAGACAGAGCUGCGCCGCGCAGGGAUGGAUUUAAGCAGAUGAUAGCCGAACCGUGAGAGAUGCUGCAGGAGAAGGUUUCAGCUGUGACGGAUGAAUGUAUGAGCCGGGUCCAGACCAGCGGGGAGACGGAUCCCCUUCCAGACCAGUCACGACUGGGCCUGUCCACAGCUCCUACCAUUCCCAGCUCCAGUGAGCCCGACCAGAACAUUGAGAACAUAAAGGUCGUCCUUCACGAGAGGGAGCUGUGGAAGAAGUUUCAUGAGGCUGGCACAGAGAUGAUCAUUACUAAAGCAGGCAGGAGGAUGUUUCCUAGCUACAAGGUAAAAGUGACCGGUAUGAACCCCAAAACCAAAUACAUCCUACUUAUUGACAUCGUCCCAGCUGAUGACCACCGCUACAAGUUCUGUGAUAACAAGUGGAUGGUGGCUGGCAAGGCAGAGCCAGCAAUGCCAGGAAGGCUCUAUGUGCACCCUGAUUCCCCCGCCACAGGAGCUCACUGGAUGAGGCAACUGGUGUCGUUUCAGAAGCUCAAGCUGACAAACAAUCACCUGGACCCUUUUGGGCAUAUUAUCCUGAACUCUAUGCACAAGUACCAGCCCAGACUACACAUAGUCAAAGCAGAUGAAAACAACGCCUUUGGAUCCAAGAACACCGCCUACUGUACUCACGUCUUUCACGAGACAGCCUUCAUCUCUGUAACCUCUUAUCAAAACCACAAGAUCACUCAGUUGAAGAUAGAAAACAAUCCAUUUGCCAAAGGCUUCCGAGGUAGCGAAGAAGGAGAUCUGCGUGUUUCAAGACUACAGGGGAAAGACUAUCCGGUGAUAUCAAAGAACAUGGUUCGCCAGAGGCUCAUCUCCUCACAUGGUCAUCUAGCGGGGAAGCUCGGAGCAGGAGUUCUCUCGGGGCACCCUCAAGUCCUGUCCUCUUAUCAGUAUGAGACUGGAGUCCCUCUGUCUAACUCCGACCCCCAAGAUCCUAUCUCGAACCACUUCCCUCAGAGCCGAGAUCCCAGCCUUCUGUACCACUGCUUCAAACACAGAGAUAAUGCCCGACACCUGGAGCUUGGAUGUAAGCGGCCAUAUCUGGAGACAUCAUCUGCGGUCUCAGAGGAGCACUACUUUCGUUCAGCUCCCUCCUAUGAGUCGCCCUUACUGUCUCAUCCGUACUGCACUGAGGCCAUCGGCUCUAGAGAAGCUUGUAUGUAUGGUAGUAUGGAAACAGAGUCUGGAUCCGGUGCAGGGGACACGGAUGACCUAACCAACUCCUCUUCAAUAAAUUGCAACAUGUGGGCUACAAUGCAGCCCUACCCUCGCUAUAGUGUGGAGGGAGUCCCGUACCAGCCCUUCGCAGCUCACUUCACCAACACUGCCGCGGUCACUCCUGUGGUACCGCAUCCUACAUCAUCCAUGGCAUCACGGCCGCAGGCUGACUUGGGGGUCUACAACUCAGCUACGGUCCAGCGAGGUCUGCCCGUCAUACCCCCUUCAUCCUCCUCUUCAUCCUGCUCUCCAGCUGUGUUGGGAUCCAGGGAUAGGUCAGGCCAUCCGCCUCUGUACCACAAGAAGCCAGGGUCACCGCUCCGGCCUCACAGAGAUUUCUCAGCCUAUCCCACACAAGGCGCUAUAUCCAUCCGGGAUCCAUCCUAUCAGUACCAAGUGGGGCUGAGUAGCGCAGGGACUCACUGGACUGACAGCUAAUGUGGACGACUGAAGAAACCAGCUUUGUCCACUGUACAAGUCUGAAAUUGAUCAAGGUUCAAAACCCCACUAUGGGCUUCUGACACCAAGCAAUGAUAAUGAACUACAGCCAUGAUCAUUGCUAAAUUGCACUCCAAAGCCAUUUACUCCUGCCUGGCUGACCUCCUCUUUACUUAUGCAGAUGUGUGGCAUAUGUACUAGCCUGUGAUCAGAUAGGGUGGUGGUUUUCUGACACUGCAAUGCAAAUACAGGUUUGAGCAGCUCUAUCUAUGAGAGGGAGCUGCAGGUUCAAGAGCACAAGAAGUAUCAACAACAAGAACAAGAUGUAACUUUCUAGCUGAAGCUGAAGUAACAAGGAUCAUUUUUCAUCACACAAAAGCAUACAUAAGGGAAAAAUCAAUGUUUGCUGUGCUUGUUCUUGAAGAGAAUCAGAAUCAGAAUUGUUUAUUGCCAAGUAAGUUUUUACACCUACGAGGAAUGUGUCUUGGUGCAAUGGUGCAUAAAAUAUACAAAUAUACAAAUCACACAAACAUCACACAGAAAAAUGAAGUACUUUUAAAAAUAUAAAUAAAUAAAGAUAAGAAAAGAUAAGAAGACUGUACAGAAGACGGGAGUGCAUUAAUGUAAUGCAUAUAUAGAGGGUGGGUUUAGGGUCAGUGACAGUGGGGGAUCUGGGCCUUGUUAAUGAGGCCAGCUGCAGAUGGGAAGAAGUUUUUGUGGCGAGAGGUUUUGGUCCUGAUGGACCGCAGCCACCUGCCAGAGGGGAGUGGUUCAAAGAGUUUGUGUCCGGGGUGGGAGGGGUCAGCCACAAUCUUGCCUUCACGCCUCAGGGUCCUAGUGGCGUACACGUCCUGGAGGGAUGGCAGGUUGCAGCCAAUCACCUUCUCAGCGGAACGAAUGAUGCGCUGCUGUCUGCCCUUGUCCUUGGCAGUGGCAGCAGCGUACCAGAUGGUGAUGGAAGAGGUGAGGAUGGACUCGAUGAUGGCGGUGUAGAAGUGCACCAUCAUCGUCUUUGGCAGGUUGAACUGGCCUAUAUAUGUAAAAUAUGAGUACAUGAUGGCCUCCCAGGGACUGAGGGUUUUAUCAUUUCUUGCAGAGCCUCACCCAGGUAGAGCGUGUCUAACGAAUAAAGCUGCUGCUAUUCUAAAUUCUUGUUAUUGUCCACAAAUCCAAUGAAAAGACCAAAACUAAUAAUGAGUUAGUCCAUUUCUCAAUACUUUCUGACUUCCCUGCCCUGUCUCUAUCACUCAUCCCCUUAAGCCCAUUGGUUCCUAAAGUUGUAAAAACUGGAUAAAAAUGUAUGGUUCAUUACCAAAAAAGUCCCAGUUGUAGCACUGUAGGCAAACGUUUAUCAAACAGGAGUAAACAGUGUCUCUGUUGGGGACUAUUUUCACUAGUGAAGCUAGUUCAGACAGUCAGCUCAAGUCUGCCGCUUCACUCAUGUGGCAUACUCAUCUCACUGCACUGGCGGUGUACUGUAGCUGUCACUGCUCUGGUCACUGCCUGCCUGCUGACACACGGUUCACCUGAAAGCUAUGUUGUCACUUAGCACUACUGCUGUUCACAGAACCCUCCUCCCCAGCAUCCGCCUGUAUGCCCUGAGUCUAUGUUCCCCUAGGGGCGGGGAGUUAUUGUCAUUGUGUGGAGUGACAUGGUCAGAGCCUCUGCGCCAAUGUGAAUAUUCUACAUUGACAUAAUAAUCCAUUCCAUGUGACAGUGUACUUAGGAUCCAGGGUAAGUGGGAGUGGCCUGUGCAACAGUGUGGUUCACUGAUGUGAAGGAUCAGUACAUUGAUGGUUUAGGUCUUCUCAUAGGAUUUGUUGACAGUAAGAAAAAUAUACAAUAUCGCCAGCCUGAGACAUGUUCAACUGGGAGGGGACGGGGUUGAUGUACAGAAGUUAUCACAGCCAGUGUGAGAUUAUUCACAAGUGCCAAAUUGAGAUUUGAGACAAAUUGAUUUGGGUCCACUGCCAAGUGAGAUUGAUCAUAUCAGAAUAUAACAGAGAAACUGAAGUCAGUUGUUCAUACACUAAGAAGCGUAUGUGAAAACACUUAAACUAGCCUGCUGUGUGUAAAAGUAUUUUCCCAUGAUGUACAUACAGAGCAAUUAAAUCAAGGUGCACCUAAAAAAAAAAUUGUGCGAGCUGUUAGUGUAUGGGUCUUAUCCAAGGGUUAUGCUAGUUGCGUGACACUAGCACUCGUCUGAAGAAAACAUCAUGUUGUGAGUGUAAGCCAUCCUACUGUGGUUGGUCGUCAAAGCUUGGCUCCAAACUCGUGGCUCCAAACAAUAUUCUAGUGAAACGGGACAGCAAAGAACUCUCAGGCAGAACCAGAUGGGAGCUUAACGAACUGUUGUUAAGCCAUGGUGAGUACCGGAAAGGAGAGCUGCACACAAAUCCCACUCCCAAAUGACUUACUUGGAAAAAAUUCUCGCAAGACUGCAAAUACAAAACAGCCUGAGCAGGCAGGGAAGCUGAAAGAAAAGGCUCUCAGUAGCAGUACACACAGUAGAGUUAGAACCCCUGCAUUUGUGCAUUGUCCCUUUAUUUCCUGUUGUUAAAUUCAAUAUAACAUUUUUGAAUAUAUUGACUUUUUUGCACACCUGAUGAUAAAUAAACAUGUUCAUGCCUCUAA